Messenger RNA from Aureobasidium melanogenum CBS 110374, 939 nucleotides. Its product is annotated as mitochondrial carrier. The record is from RefSeq and is a predicted model, not a curated record. Gene Ontology annotation, biological process: mitochondrial phosphate ion transmembrane transport. Gene Ontology annotation, molecular function: phosphate transmembrane transporter activity. Gene Ontology annotation, cellular component: mitochondrial inner membrane. Bases 1 to 939 code for a protein of 312 amino acids. The transcript has 2 exons. Lineage: Eukaryota; Fungi; Ascomycota; Dothideomycetes; Dothideales; Saccotheciaceae.
AUGGUUCAGAACAAGCCCCAGGCGCCUGGCGCUGUUACUCCCAAGGGAAACAUUGAGCUGUUCUCUGGCACUUACUUCGCCGCUUGCACAUUGGGUGGUAUCAUUGCUUGCGGACCUACCCACACAGCAGUCACCCCUCUGGAUCUCGUCAAAUGCCGUCGCCAAGUAGACAGCAAGCUCUACUCAUCCAACCUGCAAGCCUGGAGCACAAUCUUCCGUAAAGAGGGUCUUCGCGGCGUCUUCUUCGGAUGGUCUCCCACUUUCAUCGGUUACUCGUUCCAGGGCGCUGGCAAGUACGGUGCCUACGAGUUCUUCAAGUACACCUACGGCGAGAAGCUCUUCCCCAACACCAACAAGACUAUCGUCUACCUCGGUGCCUCUGCCACUGCCGAGGCCAUCGCUGAUCUGUUCCUGUGUCCAUUUGAGGCCCUCAAGGUCCGCAUGCAGACCACCCUGCCUCCUUUCGCCAACAACCUGCGCGAAGGCUGGAGCAAGGUCGUCGCUCAAGAAGGUUUCGGCGGUCUGUACAAGGGUCUGUACCCUCUCUGGGCCCGUCAAAUCCCUUACACCAUGGUCAAGUUCGCAACCUUUGAAUCCGCCGUCGCUCAAAUCUACAAGCAACUCGGCAAGCCCAAGGAGAGCUACGGCACUUUGGCCCAGACCGGAGUUUCUUUCCUCGGUGGUUACAUUGCUGGUAUUGGAUGCGCCGUCGUUUCUCACCCUGCCGAUGUCAUGGUCAGCAAGUUGAACAGCGACCGCAAGUCCGGCGAAGGUGCUGGCCAGGCAGUCAGCAGAAUCUACGGCCAAAUUGGCUUCAGAGGCCUAUGGUCUGGUGUCGGUCUGAGAAUUGUCAUGAUCGGUACUCUUACUGCCUUCCAGUGGUUGAUCUAUGAUUCUUUCAAGGUUUCUAUUGGUCUGCCUACUACUGGUGGUCACUAG